Molecule: messenger RNA, 1197 nt
Organism: Arvicola amphibius (Eurasian water vole)
Lineage: Eukaryota; Metazoa; Chordata; Mammalia; Rodentia; Cricetidae
Product: T-cell receptor-associated transmembrane adapter 1
Exons: 6
Coding region: 110-676 (188 amino acids)
Biological process (GO): positive regulation of T cell receptor signaling pathway; negative regulation of receptor recycling
Cellular component (GO): T cell receptor complex
Source: RefSeq, a predicted model, not a curated record
GUUUCUAACACAACAGAGCAACGGCGCUUAGAAAAAAAGGCUGGUGGGAGAAUUUUUGGGCUAUCCACCUGUUUCAUGGCUGCGUGUGGGCUCUUCUGAAAAGAGAAGCAUGUCAGGAAACUCUGGAUGCCCCUUCUUCCUCUGGGGACUUCUAGCCUUCUUGGGCUUGGCUCUGGUUAUAUCAGUGAUAUUCAAUAUUUCCCACUAUGUAGAGAAGCAGCGGCAACGAGAUAAAGUGUACAGAUACUAUGAUGAAUACAUUUCAAGAGUUGAUGAAUAUUAUGUUGAAGAUACUCCAAUUUAUGGUAAUUUAGAUAAUAUAAUCCCAGAGCCAAUGGAUGAGGACUGCUAUGAACAGAUGAAAGCUCGGCCACAGAGAUCUGCGAGUGCCAUGCAAGAAGCCACUGCUUCUGCACAGGUACCUGCUGAAAGUCAGAUGUGCUAUGCCACACUGGAUCACAGCUUCAAGGGGAAACGCAGAAGGCCCCGGAAGCAAAAUGCUAAUUUCUCAGAUAAGGAGAAGGAUGCACAAGUUUGUGCAAUGGAUGCCAGCAUUUCUCAGAUCAAUUUGGUACCAGAUUUCUCAUCUGAUAACCAGGCAGUAGAAGAAAGUGUUCAUGAUGAUCCUGCAAGACUGUUUGGAUUGAUCCGUGCCAAGAGAGAGCCUGUAGUCUAGCUGGACAAUGAUCCAACUCACUGAUAAUGACCCUAUCAGAGUUGGUUAAGAAAACAAGACCCUGGUGUGACACACAAGGACCAGCAGGAUGAUAGUCUACUCAUUUGUUGAUGGGAUGGUAGCUUCCUUUUCUCAGAGAUUGUGUCUCCACACACCAAAUCUAUUAUAUUAAAAUUAGCUAUAUAAAUUCAUUAAAUUUAUAAAUAUCCAAGUAGGAAAAGUAAAACAAUAAAAUCCAGUUUGUAAAUUAAAUUACUUGUUAAAAAAGUCAAAAUGUGUAGUAAUACCUAGGAAAAUUUAAAAAAUCUAAAGUACAUAUGUGCCCUAGAACAUACUGAAGGAAAGAUGAAAGACAAUGUCUCAAAAUAUUAAUCAAUCAAAUAUUUCCUUUUUCAUCAAUAUGAAAAUAUUAUAAAUUUCAAUAAUGUCUAAUAAUUAAAAGUACAUUGCUAAGAAAAGUAGAAUAAAUUGAGGAGUAUUUUUCAAAUAUGUAAAUAGCAUAAUUAUUCUAAAAUUAUUAU